Telopea speciosissima is the source of this 1709-nucleotide messenger RNA. RefSeq names its product proline iminopeptidase. NCBI's taxonomy places the organism in Eukaryota, Viridiplantae, Streptophyta, Magnoliopsida, Proteales, Proteaceae. The transcript is spliced from 10 exons. The record is from RefSeq and is a predicted model, not a curated record. The coding region runs from base 8 to 1660 and encodes 550 amino acids. Gene Ontology annotation, biological process: proteolysis. Gene Ontology annotation, molecular function: peptidase activity.
GAAUAAAAUGGGAGCAGCUACUUCAAUUUCUACUCCCAUUAUUGUUGGUCCCGGCCGGCUACUUCCACCAGCGAGAAGCUCACUCCUACACAAACACCUACAGCGGUUUAACUUUUCGUCUUCGUCUUCAAGUCUUCUCUCUGAGAUUGAUCUUACCAACGGGUACGGUUACGGUUAUAGGCGCGCGUUGUGGUUGUUAGCAUUGCCCACCACUAGUUCUCUCCUUAGUAGGGUUGGGAAAGUGACAAUAACAACACUUCGCGCCAUGGUUGGAAGUCAGAACAGAGCAGACGAAGAGGUGCCGGAGCACACAGUCGGUGACUGGUUUUCCGUACCGGAGCUCCGUCUGAGAGACCAUCGCUUCACCGUCCCUCUCGAUUACUCCGUCGACCGCCACAACUCUCCUAAGAUCUCCAUUUUCGCUCGUGAGGUCGUUGCAGCUGGGAAGGAAGAAGUAGCACUGCCAUAUUUGUUAUACCUACAAGGUGGACCUGGUUUUGAGAGUCCACGCCCAACUGAAGCCAGUGGAUGGAUAAAGAAAGCAUGUGAAGAGUACCGUGUUAUACUUUUGGAUCAGCGAGGGACGGGCUUGUCGACUCCUUUGACUGCUUCAUCUCUCUUGCAAAUUACAUCUGCAGAGAAGCAGGUUGACUACUUGAAAUAUUUUCGGGCUGACAAUAUAGUGAAUGAUGCUGAAUUUAUUCGCGUACGUCUUGUACCUGAUGCUGGACCGUGGACAAUUUUAGGACAGAGUUAUGGAGGAUUUUGUGCAGUUACUUAUUUAAGCUUUGCUCCACAAGGACUGAAGCAAGUUCUCAUUACUGGUGGAAUCCCUCCAAUUGGCAAUGGAUGCAUGGCAGACACUGUGUAUAGAGCAUGCUUUGAACAGAUCAUUUGUCAGAAUGACAAGUACUACAAGCGAUUCCCUCAUGACAUUGAAAUUGUUCGUGACCUUGUAAAGCACUUGGUGGAAUCUGAAGGAGGCGGGGUUCCUCUUCCUUCUGGAGGCAUACUUACACCACGAGGAUUGCAAACCCUUGGUCUUUCGGCUUUAGGAUCUAGUAGUGGUUUUGAGCGCCUCCACUACAUGUUAGAGAGGGCCUGGGAUCCUAUACUAGUUCCAGGAGCACAAAAAUGCAUCAGUUACUUCUUCUUGAGAGCUGUUGAUGAUUGGUUGGCAUUUGAUACAAAUCCCCUCUAUGCUGUACUGCAUGAAUCGAUAUACUGCCAAGGAGCUUCGUCUCAGUGGUCUGCUCACAGGAUAAGGGUUGAAUAUGGGAGCAGGUUUGAUGCAGUCAAGGCAGCAAAAGAAGGUGACCGCAUCCUGUUCACAGGAGAGAUGAUAUUCCCUUGGAUGUUUGAUGAAAUCCAUGCCUUGAAACCUCUGAAAGAAGCUGCCCAUUUGUUGGCUGAAAAGAAUGAUUGGCCUGCACUAUAUGACAUUGCUUCCUUGAAUAAUAACAAGGUGCCUGUUGCAGCUGCUGUUUAUUAUGAAGAUGUAUACGUCAACUUCAAGCUGGUGAUGGAGACUGCAUCUCAGAUUGCAGGAAUUAGAUUGUGGAUAAAUAAUGAGUUCAUGCAUUCAGGUCUGCGUGAUGCAGGAAGCCAAGUUUUGGAUCAUUUGAUGGGAUUGUUAAAUGGAAGGAAGCCUGUAUUCUGAUUGGCAGUUGGCAUUCAUUUUUAUGUUAAAAGAGAGACAUUCUUUGUUU